AUGCAGAACAAGAGCAUCAGUUAAUAUUCACAUCAGAAUGAAGAGAAAGUCUGAUCUCAGGGACUUUAAGCGUGGCAUGGUUAUUGGUAUUUCAGAAGAUUUUCACAACAUAAAAACCCUGAGGGAGACACAGAUCUGUGGAGAUGCCAUGCUGAAGAGAGAGAUCAGAGGAUAUGAUCAGGAAGGAUACAGUAACUCAGGUAAUCAGUCUUUACAUCCGUGGUGAGCAGAAAAGCAUCUCAGUAAGCACAAGACAUCAAACCUUAAAGAAAACCAUCAGAAGAUCACAUCAUGUCCCUCUCAUGAGCACAGACUCACCCACACUGAUCUACUUCCAAUGUUCAGCUGGACACUUUGGGUGAGUUUCUGCUCAUGUGUGUAUGUGUGUGUGUGUGUACCGUGAGUAGUGUACGUGAGGUGUGUACCGUGGUGAGUGGGACACGAACAGCUUGAGGAAGGUGAGGUUUCCGCUCGCAGCAGCGUAGUGGACAGGAAGAGCCCCACUGUCUCAGAUUCUUGUUCUUGGCUGUCAGGAUGGGAACCCGAUGUGAUCUUCUGCUGUUGUAGUGGUAGCUCAAGUGGUUAAGGCUCUGGAUUGUUGAUCAGAAUAUCGGAGUUCAAGCCCCAACACUGUGGAGCUGCCACUGUUGGGCCCCUGAGCAAUGCCCUCAACCCCCCUCCUUCUCCAGGGGUGCAGGAUUAAAGCUGACCCUGUGCUCUGGGAUAUGAGAACAAAGAAUUUCACUAUAAUUCAAUAGAGUCCCUUUUCUUCUAAAGGUCCAACAUUUUGUGCUUCCUAAGAUGAUUUUCUGCUCUCCACAGAUGUAAAGAGUGAUUAUUUGAGUUCCUGUAUCCUUCCUGUUCAGCCCAGAGCAGUCUGAUCAUAUAAUCCUCUGAUCUCUCUCAUCACCAAGGCAUCUCCACCCACAGAUCUGUCUCACUCUGUGUAAAGUCUAGAGACUGCUGUGUGUAAAAAUCUUCUAAAUAAACCAAUUACCAUGCCACAGAAAUCACAGAGAUCAGACUUUCUCUUCAUUCUGAUGUUUAAUGUGAAGCUUUGUGUCUGUUUCUGCAUGAUUUAAUGCACUGUGCUGCUGCCACAUGACUGGCUGUGUGGAGUGUGAAGACAUAAAGGAGUGUUGGGUGUUCCUAAUAAAGUGGACAGUGAGUGUAGAUCUAUGCUCUGGAAGAACAACAAUUAGAAAAAAAUGAACAAAAUAUGAAAGGGUAAAACUUAAAUGGGACGUGUGAACAAGAAGAUUUCAUGUAAUUCUAUUUUAAUUCUUAUUAUAAAGUUAAUCACAGAUAAAAUGUGGGUUUGUGUUUAAAUACUAAUUAAUAAUAAAUUAAAAUAAACUAAAUAAUAAUUUUCUCUCAAAGACUCACAUGAUAAAGUUAUAGAAUGAAUCCGAACCUUUGACAGAUAUAUUAACAGAUGAUUGGUGUUAGAGUGCACAAUAUGACAGGAAGCUCCUGAGGAAUCCGGUUCCAGCCGGAAUUUCUGUCCAUCAGGAUUUUCUCCAUCAUGGGCUGCCUGAGGUCAUCACCGUGCUUCUCCUCUUUCUGUCCAGCCCACAAGCUGUUCCUCCCUCCAGCCCUUCAGAGGCUCAGGUAUCAUUAAUUGUGAAAGAGAGAGAUGGAUGGAGGGAUGAAGGAGGGAGGGGGAGGGUAGUGGUGUGUGUGGUGUAAUAGUGAGUACACAGAGCUGGACGUUCACUGUCCUGCAUGAGCUCCAGGAUCGACUUGAGAUGCUGCAUAAAGCGAUCCAGGCGGCACGUGAGGGAGAUCUGGAGGCUCUCAGGGCCCUGCAGGUGUCCGGGGGCCUCACGCCGGGCGUCGCGGAUGAGCAGGGGGCCACGCCGGUUCAUCACGCUGCACGCGGCGGCCGGAUGGAGUGUCUGCGCUUCCUGGUGAACGAGGCUAACUUCAAAGGAAACGCAUGCGCCAGGAACGGAGCCACGGCCGCACACGACGCCGCCGCCACAGGACACGUGCAGGAGCUGCAGUGGCUGCUGGGAUAUGGCGACUGCGGGCUGGAGGAUCAGGAUGGUGAAGGAGCCACAGCUGUGCAUUUAGCAGCUCGUUUCGGUCGAGCUGAAGCUCUGCAGUGGCUCCUGACUGCAGGGGGCAGCACUGAGCUCCAGACCCACUGUGGGGCUCUUCCUGUCCACUACGCUGCUGCGAGCGGAAACCUCACCUGCCUCAAGCUGCUUGUGUCCCACUCACCACGGUGUGUGGACCAUCAGAUGCACACCGGAGCCACGCCCCUUUACCUAGCCUGUCAGGAGGGGCAUCUACAUGUGGUGGAGUUUCUGGUGAAAGACUGUGGCGUAAACGUCCAUCUGCAGGCGCGAGAUGGGAUGAGCGUCCUGCACGCCGCCGCACACAUGGGCCACCAUGCGCUGGUCGUCUGGCUGGCGUCGUUCACAGAUGUGGACUUGUCGUGUCAGGAUGUAAACGGAGCCACGGCUCUGCACUUCGCUGCCAGUGAAGGACACCAUCGCAUCCUGGAGCGUCUGCUGCUCAUGGACGCCAAGAUCCUGAGAGACCACUGGGGCGGGACACCGCUGCACGAUGCUGCAGAGAAUGGAGAACUGAAGUGUUGUAGGAUCCUGAUGGAGCAUCACGUCAGUCCACUGGAGAAGGAUGUGGAUGGAUUCAGUGCAGUGGAGCUGGCAGAAUAUAACGGUCACCGAGACUGUGCUGCUCUCCUCCAAUCAGCUCAGUUUUAUGAAUCAGAAGAGUGUCUUCUUUCCCCGGAGAUCAUUCUGAUAGAAGAGGAAAGGACUCCAUUUGGGACAGAAGGUCAGCAUCUAAACGUUACUGAGCAGUCCAGAGAGCAAAGUCGCAACACUGCUAUGGAGAACAGCAAGCCGAUGAAGGAGGUUCCUCCUCAGCCUCGUCCUGCUUCAAGCCCCGAUUCUUCAUCCUCACAACUCACAAGCAAUGGAAUCAGCUCCAUUCACCAUGUCCAAGUUGCUUCAGCAGUCGUGGCCACUAUGAGACAGUGCUCAGAGGAAAGCAAGACACCGGUGCAUCGGACAAAGUCCAUAAGAUCCUGGAGACAUGCGGGAAUAACAGCAGUCUUUACUGGACAUUUGAAAGGUGAAAAUGGAAUGGUUGCUCUCCCAGCAGACGAGGUGAAUCUCUCUGAUAUAGACUCAUUGGUUCCAACACACGAUGAACACGGGAGGCCUAUUGCAGAGUGGAAGAGGCAAGUGAUGGUGCGUAAACUUCAAGCAAGACUUCAAGAUGACGAAGACCAAUGGAGAAAGGAUGACAAAGCUAUAGAUGGCUGGAGAUACUCCAAGGUUCACAAUGCUAUUCUGGGCCCUUUUGGUGAGUUGCUAACAGAAGAUGACUUGGUGUACUUGGAGGGACAGAUUGAAACCGUUUCCCUGCAGAAAAAGUGUCAGGCCUAUGAGCUGGAAUUAACACGUCUGGCCGAGCAACUCCAAACCCUCCUACCUGCUCCCAUUGUUAACAUCACCAUCAAUACUCAGUUUCAGCAGAAGCCUGAGGUGAAGGACACUCUUGCACUCCCCAUCUGGUGCAACCGUAUAUCCGGGAUCGUGAAGAGCAUGUCCCUGCUUCUGAACAACCUGUCAGACAAAAGUGACAAAAGUGUAGACUAUGGUAUCUCCAAAAUGCCCAACAAAGAACUGGCCUCAGUGUUCUCAACCCAGCCGGAAAGGUAUAAGGCCAAGCGAGAGAAGGUGGAAAUGGAGAUCCAGUUGUCAGGAGUUUCUGUAAGGAAUUUAAGAUCCACCUUUGAAGGUCAGAUUGGAAAUAUCUAUCCAUUUUCAGGGAUGUUAAACAACAUGUCUAAUUCCAAUCCCAAACAGCAGAAUGUAUCCAAUCCCUCACAAACAGAUGUCCUAAAUCAAGACCUCAAUCUUGUUAAUGACUGCAACCUAAAUUGCAAACAUACCUCCGGCGAGGAACCAGCUAAGGUUGUGGAGACCACCAGCUUGCGCAAAGAGAGAAUUGUUGUCUUGUUCUUGGGCCACUGGAAAAAGUCUGCCUAUGCAAUCUCAAUGAGAGCUAAAAUGAAACAAGAACUAGACACACAGAGGUCGUCUGAGAAUAACAUCAAAGGUCACAGUGUGCCGACUCCAGUCCCUCAGUCGACUGGUGGCUCCCUGUAUCAUCUCUACAGACAAAGGACAGCUAUAGACAAAAUGAUUCGCAACUGGAGGGCCAUCAACUCAGGGGUUCCAUCACGCCAGAUCCGGAGCCUCCAGAGAAAGACGAUCACUUAUUCCCCUGAGCACUUCCUCCCUCGAAUAGAUGGUGCACCCAUGCCUUAUGAAAGUUUGACCCUUGACUUGUUCAUGCUGGGGUACUUCCACAUCCUGGAGCAGGAUCUGCUUGCUGAUGAGCGCAAAAUGAGACACUUACUCUGCUUUGAAGUUUUUGACCAUGUUGGGGACUUCCCAUGGGAGACGGUUAGAGAGUUCCAUCGUGCUGUCCUGAGAGACAUUCAGGAUGGGAAGCGACAAUGGAAAGAUGGCUUUGAAGACAUCAAAGCCCGCUUCUUUGGGACAAAAGCAAAGGUCCCAGCCAACAGGUAUCUGAAAGACUCUGAAGUUAGGACAGUUCCUAGGGUCACGGUUGAGGAUGUGCUAGAUGAAAGAAGCCACAGGGCAGAUGGGAGCACAGACUUGUCAUGUUUUUCUAAUGAUGAAAUCUGUAAAUACAUUGACCGCAGCUUUGUUUUCUGGAAAGAGAAAGAAGCUGAGUUGUUUGACUUUGAACAUUAGGGUUUGGUUUAGAUGGUUAGAUGGUUCUGUUCCUAGAUCCUGGUAUACUUUGAACUGCAGAUGAGCUGUUGCUGUUUGUAUUUAGAUUUGUAUUAUGAUUGGAAUAUUAACUUCUUACUAUAAGAGCAUGGGGCAGAGAACAAGAUAGAUACUUCCUUGGUUGGUUGACGCUACAGUUUUUAAAACAUGAACCAAAAUCCAGCUCCAUCAAUUCUUCCAAUGUUCAAAAAAUAUUCAAUAAUGAAUACCUCCAGAGACACUACACAUAACUGACACAUUUCCAGAAGAAAUGGCAGGGAUCUGGGUAGGUUUUAAGUCUUUAGUAUCAGUGAAUCAUGCAAAAAGGAAACGAGCUAAUGUUGUAAGAUCAGCUUUGAUUUCAGGUAGUUUUUAAGGAGUAAGGAGAGAAGAGGUUUUAAUAAAUAUUCAUUAACUUUGUAAUCACACUGUGUCCUGUUUGUGUAGGAGCAGUGACAAACAAUACCGUGCAGAGAGUAAGUGACACGGCUUCUGAGUGAUGUUUCAUUGAAUAAGAAUGUCUCAUUUGAAGUACAUUUGGUGUCAAAUUAUACGUCCACACAUCCUGUCACUGCAUCCUAACAAGCAGGAACUAAGAUGUGAGAACAAAGCAAUCACACAAAUUUGAUACACAAAGAAAUAAAAUGUAAUAUUUUAUUUAAAAUUAAAUAAAAUAAUUUAUUUAACAAGUAGAGAUCUUGUUAGAAAAGGCUGUGAAAUAAACAUAACCAGAUCCAUCAU
This is a messenger RNA of Hemibagrus wyckioides, 5522 nucleotides long. It is a transcript of the gene espnlb, whose product is annotated as espin like b. The record is from RefSeq and is a predicted model, not a curated record. Lineage: Eukaryota; Metazoa; Chordata; Actinopteri; Siluriformes; Bagridae. The transcript is spliced from 10 exons. The coding region runs from base 1749 to 4763 and encodes 1004 amino acids. Gene Ontology annotation, biological process: actin filament bundle assembly. Gene Ontology annotation, molecular function: actin filament binding. Gene Ontology annotation, cellular component: cytoplasm.